Molecule: messenger RNA, 1239 nt
Organism: Fusarium venenatum
Lineage: Eukaryota; Fungi; Ascomycota; Sordariomycetes; Hypocreales; Nectriaceae
Source: RefSeq, a predicted model, not a curated record
AUGGAAACGGGACAGAUGCCGAUUUCAAGUAGCAAAUCCCCAGACGGGGGCCUCGAGGCAUGGCUUGUGGUCUUGGGCGCGUGGUGUGCCUCAUUCUGCUGCUUUGGCUGGGUUAAUAGCAUCGGAGUGUUCCAGGCAUACUUUCAGAGCGAUUUGUUGAAAAACUACUCUCCAAGCACUAUUUCAUGGAUUCCUUCUCUCCAAAUCUUUUUUAUCAUGGGCCUUAAGGGCCCUGUAGUUGGGAAGCUCUAUGAUAACUAUGGUCCUCGUCGCACCAUUCUCGUUGGAACCUUUAUGCACGUUUUCGGCCUCAUGAUGACCUCUCUCAGCAACAGUUACUAUCAAGUCCUCUUGGGACAGGGAGUUUGCUCUGCAAUAGGCGUUGCCGCUGUCUUCCAUCCUGCCAUAAAUUCAGUCCAUGGGUGGUUCGACCGUCAAAAGGGAACUGCGUUUGGUAUUUUAUCCACAGGCUCAAGUAUCGGCGGUAUCAUCUUUCCUAUCAUGGUCACUCGAAUAAUUGAUAAACAAGGCUUUGGCUGGGCCAUGAGAAUCUCUGCGUUCAUGAUUCUUGGUCUCCUACUCAUCACGAACCUCACCAUCCGGAACCACAAUCCACCACAGCCUCAAAAAUGGACCAGCGCUCAAUUCCUUCGACCUAUGCGCGAGCCUGAGUUUAUUUUACUCGCUUGUGGAUUCUUCUGUCUAACAUACGGAGUAUUCAUCCCAAUCAACUAUCUUCCAACUCAAGCUCAAAGUGUUGGCGUGAAUCCAAAACUCACACAAUAUCUGGCAUCAAUCUUAAACGCCGGCAGCCUUUUUGGCCGACUAUCUUCGGGCAUCUUGGCAGAUAAGAUCGGUCGAUAUAAUACUUUCAUCAUCGUCUGUUACCUUACCACAAUAUGGAUCCUAGCACUAUGGAUCCCCACCAAUACACAGCAAGCUAUUAUAGCCUUUGCCGCUCUCUUUGGCUUUAGUUCUGGAGCUUACAUAUCACUUAUAUCGCCUCUCGUCGCGCAGGUGUCAUCUUUGCACGAGAUUGGUCUUCGUACUGGCUUGAUUUACUUAGGGUGUGCGAUAGGCGGCUUAACUACGAAUCCUAUUAGCGGAGCUAUAGUUUCUGGGUCUCUUGGUUGGACUGGACCAAAGGUCUUCGCAGGCCUAUUCUGCUUUGUUGGAACUACAUCCAUCUUGAUGGCACGGGCUCAAUGUACAGGAUGGAAGGUAGGAGUGGUAUUCUAG